AAAUAUACGUAACUAAUGCUUCUUACAUAUAUAUAACGUUUGCUUGGCUACUACGUCUAUAGAGUCUAAGCUCUCUCUCCAUAGCAGUCUCAAUCUACUGAAUCUCGGCUGCUUCGGCUUUCACAUUGUGCGAGUUUUUGCUCUCUUAUUUUUGCUGCAAAAUAUCUGAGCAUGUUGCGGAACGUGAUGCCGUGGAACAGAAGCAAUCAAAAUGUAGCUGAAUUGUUAAUGAGGCAUUUCGCAACGAAACCUAAACCUAAGAUGAAACCCAUCGAGCUGAACACACCACCAGAGCAAACCCAGACGAUCACCCGAGUCAUCUUUGAUGUUUUGAAGGAACAUGGACCUCUCACCAUUGCUGAGACUUGGGAUCGCGUCAAGGAAGUGGGACUAAGAGGGUUAACGAGCAAGCGUCACAUGAAGAUAAUACUAAGGUGGAUGAGAGAGAGACAGAAGCUGAAGUUAAUAUGUAACCAUGUUGGUCCUCACAAGCAGUUUUUGUACACUACUUGGUUCACUAAACACAACCCUUGUAAACUCAACAACAAGCUGCCGGAUAAUCUCACCGGAAAACCUUCCGGCCACCCUAAACUUCCAUGAGCCAAGCCCCCUUCCCAUGCAAGAGCAGAGUCAUCCAGAAGAAUAAAGGCUGCAAUAAAUGUCAGAAGACAUGGCAGAAACUAAUCUAUAACGCUUUAGUUCAAAGACUAUUUUUAUUCACUUUACUGUAACUGUAUGAUGACAUGAUAAAGGGUUUUAUGACAAGUGGUAUUAGCCU
Molecule: messenger RNA, 778 nt
Organism: Raphanus sativus (radish)
Lineage: Eukaryota; Viridiplantae; Streptophyta; Magnoliopsida; Brassicales; Brassicaceae
Exons: 3
Coding region: 172-600 (142 amino acids)
Source: RefSeq, a predicted model, not a curated record